Gossypium raimondii (Peruvian cotton) is the source of this 1191-nucleotide messenger RNA. Its product is annotated as putative F-box protein At3g25460. The coding region runs from base 1 to 1191 and encodes 396 amino acids. The record is from RefSeq and is a predicted model, not a curated record. Lineage: Eukaryota; Viridiplantae; Streptophyta; Magnoliopsida; Malvales; Malvaceae. The transcript has a single exon. Gene Ontology annotation, molecular function: protein binding.
AUGGAGAUGAAGAAGAGACAAGAAGAUGAAGAAAGAAGCACCUUGUCGGAACUUCCCGACGACAUCAUGGUUGAAAUCCUUGCUAAAAUCCCACCAAAGUUCCUCUACAAGACAUUCAGGUGUGUAUAUAAAUCAUGGUAUCGAUUGAUAAGUAGCAGCGAGUUCAUGAACAAGACUGCCAUUCAUCAUAACCCAGGAAUAUUCAUCCAGUCCGUCCGGUACUUCCGUAGUACUACCAACACAAGUUUCUUGCAGAUGGAUGGACUUAACUUCAACUUAACUAAUCUCGGCUCUUCAAUGGGAAUUAUUAGGUCCAGUUGCAAUGGUCUGGUUCUAGUAUACGAGCCAAUAUCAAAGGAAGUUAAUAGUCUGUGUGUUAAGAACUUGUUGACAGGCCCCACUAGUUUAACUCUUCCAAACUGCCUUUCUGGUUGUACGCACAAGCAUGGAUAUCAUGGCCGAGCACCAGGGCGCAUCCUGCAUACUUAUUGCGGCUCAGCAUUAGGGUUCGACCCACUUACAAAGGUAUACAAAGUGGUGCACAUUAAUAAUGAUGGAUAUGGAAUCGAAGUGUUCACAAUUGGUUCCGAUAAGACAUGGAGAAAGGUUCCACUUCCAUGGCCUGUUGAAAAACCACGUCGUGGAGAUUUAGAUAAGUUUGAAGAUAUGAAGUUCUUUUGGAGGGAUCCUGUAUCAAUAAAGGGUCAAGUAUUUCACUGGUUUGUUGAUUCAGAAAAGUAUAUAUUCUCCAUGGAUAUAAGCAAUGAAAAGGUGAGUAAAACCAAACUUCCAUACAUUGGGAAAACAAUAAUGAAGGAACAUUAUGAUUUAGUAGCCAAGGAUGAGAAGCUUGCUUUUGUGUAUAAAGGUUCCGAGUCCAAAAUCGAUGUAUGGGUUUUGAAUGAUUUUGGGAGACAGGUUUGGUCAAUGGAACAUUCCAUCGUUGCUAAUUGGGAGGCAGAAAAGAAGUUGCCCCAAUUUAUGAAACUAGUUGCAGUUGCUAGCUGGAGAAAUGGUGAGGUGAUAAUGUUCAAGGCCAUAGAGAACUUCGUUUGGGACCAUCAUGAUUUCAUUUAUUUGUAUGAUACGAAGAGCAAGGAGAUGAAGGAAUUCAAAAUGAAAUUGCAGUACGUAACAAAGUUCAUACCCCAUAGAAGCAGCCUUGUUAGUUGGAGGACUGAGAUGGAUUGA